GAAGAAGUGUUGGAAAGUGACAGUACACUUAUGAAGCUUGUGAAUUAUCCAUAUAAUAUCCUGCACUAUCGCUCGCGCUAUAAAAACGCAGCCCCGGCGCCUAACUCUGGCCUCCUUCCAAUUCACCAGCUCCACUCCACUGACCUAAACUGGCCCCUCCUCCUCUGCACCAGCACGGUGGCAUCGAUCCUGUCCCACUCCCGCGCCUAGCAUGCGGUACUUGCAAUCUUCCGCCGAGCACCUGGCCGCGAUAGCCGCCACGCCGCCGCCGGCGUCCGUGGGCGUCCACACGGACACGUUCCUCAUCCUCGCCGGCGUGCUCUGCUUCCUGCUCUGCGUCAUCGGGCUCGCCUUCGUCGCGCGGUGCUCGCGGCUGUGCAAUCCCUCGGCCUACUCCGUCGACGCGGAGCCGCCCGCCGCGGGCGACGCGGCAAUGCCGACGUGCAAGGGGCUCAAGAAGAAGGCGCUGCAGUCGCUGCCGACCGUGUCGUUCGAGGUCGACGACGAGGUGGGAGAGGAGGCGGAGGAGCGGCCGGAGUGCGCCAUCUGCCUCGCCGAGUUCGCGCGCGGCGACGUGGUCCGCGUGCUCCCGCCCUGCGGGCACGGGUUCCACGCGGCGUGCGUGGACGUCUGGCUCCUGUCCACCUCGACGUGCCCAUCCUGCCGCUGCGCCCUUCUGGUGGCGCCGGCGCCGGAAGCCACGGACCCCCCGCCGUGUUACGCGAUGGCGCAGGCCUCGACUGAAGCAGAGUACUCCGUCGCCGUCGCCGGCGAGCGCGGACCUUGCCAGACGUCGGUACCGUAGGCAACAAGCGUCCGUCUUUGUGCACCUACCUUUUGUACAUAAACGUGCAUACUUGCUCUCAAAUUUUUUCGUUCCGCUGCUGCAAAUGCAACUGUACAGCGUGCAACAUUAAGGGGUGUUCGAUUUGAGGGAUCUAUCCAUCCUUGAUGGAAUGGUCCUUCGUGGGUUAAUCCCUGGUGUUUACAAGCAGACAGGCAGCAACAUAUUACAGACUAUCAGCUAAGAUAUUAUUGACUCGCACAAGGAGUGAUUAGCACGAUGGGAUAGUAGUGCAAAUUCACCCUUGAACUCUUUAAUCACAAGGGUAAAGAGAGUGACCCCAUUGAACAUAAUAUUGUCCCGAUGUAUCCAAAGGGUUCAGCAAGCACUAAUCAGCAGCUCCUUGAAACAUUCGAGUCGUAGGCGUUCCUCGAGCUCAAUCAACAUGCCAUGCAUAGAUAGGGACGUGUUCCUACCGAUGUGAAGAAAUGUCCAUCAAAAUUGACUGAAUUCAUACUUGAAAAAGAGAUGCAUUACAGUUUCUUCCAAUCCAUCAGUGCAAAGU
This is a messenger RNA of Phragmites australis (common reed), 1349 nucleotides long. RefSeq names its product RING-H2 finger protein ATL80-like. The record is from RefSeq and is a predicted model, not a curated record. NCBI's taxonomy places the organism in Eukaryota, Viridiplantae, Streptophyta, Magnoliopsida, Poales, Poaceae. The transcript has a single exon. Bases 212 to 805 code for a protein of 197 amino acids.